Messenger RNA from Exophiala viscosa, 2542 nucleotides. Its product is annotated as aarF domain-containing kinase. Lineage: Eukaryota; Fungi; Ascomycota; Eurotiomycetes; Chaetothyriales; Herpotrichiellaceae. The transcript is spliced from 2 exons. The record is from RefSeq and is a predicted model, not a curated record. Gene Ontology annotation, biological process: ubiquinone biosynthetic process. Bases 203 to 2542 code for a protein of 779 amino acids.
UUCUCACUCAAACUGCGGAGAAAAAUUGCUAGCUCCGAUGCAGACAGAAGAUCGUCUCCUACUUGGAAAUCUUAGCAGGUCAACGACUCCCACUCCAUCCUCGCUGCUAUACUGACACGAAGCGAGUCUUUGAUGAUAGAACUCGUCCAGGGUGUCCUUAUGUGCUAAUUGUGCAGAAAGGGUCUGUGACCCAAUUUGAAUCAUGUCUGGCAAAAGAAUCCUCGACGCACUUGCGCUCUUCAAUGUCUCUCGGAAAGUUGCAUCCAAGCACUUCGACAUCCGGCUAUCACAAGUCAAACUCUACGGGCAGUCGUCGUCUGUUGUCAAGGCACUGAGAACUCGAGCCCUUCCAAUAUUAGCCACCUCUGUCUCGCGAUUUGCCUCAUCGAAAUCACGCGAAGAAGACAUACAGCAAGACCAUCACUACAGCCGCUCAGAACAAAACUCGUCCACCAACACUUCUUCAGAGAAUGAUAUACAUGUCACCCAGGCCGAGUCUACGCAGGCUCCUCUCCCAGAUGGGUCGGUGCCACCAGAAGGAAGUCCGAUUGAACAAGAGACAGGGGACGGAAUGAGCUAUGACAAGAGACCCGAUGGAGAGACGGCACAAGGUCCAGGUGGAUUAGACAGUGCGGCGGAUCUCAAGGUGAAGUCGUCGGGAGAAACGACCAUACCAGAUCCUACACACAGUAGCUCUCUGUCUCCAGAUGGAGCCCGAAAGCUGCAACGCCAGUACGAAGACCAGAUACCUGCGAAUACGGCCGAAGCUCCAAAUUCAGGGGAAGCAACGCAAGAGUUUGGCAUUGAGCAAGAACAAGAUGUCUUCUACCAGCCUCCAGAUAGCGUAAAGCCGGUCCUGUCGGCUCUCCCGCGAGUUCGCGUGCCCAAGACGGAAAACAACGUUCAAGAAGGAGAUUCUCAUAUUGCACCCGGCAUCAAUGCAGAUGUGUACUAUUCCGGGUCGAAAAGGGACGCCGGGGUUGUAGACGAGGAGCCGAGCGAAGAACAACUGUCGCAGCUCUUCCAUAACCCAAGGCAUGCAACGAAGUUGAUGGGUGGAAAAGGUCGCUGGACUCCUCCAUCCAAGCGACAAUUCCAUCAGUCCACGAUGGCUCAGCAAAAGUCUUCAAAUACAGACGAGGUUAGCAUCAAGCAGCUCGCAGCAGAUAUGGCCAAGGAUGCUCAAAGGAUCAACAACACACCACAAGCUCAGAGUGCACAACCCUACCAGAUGCGCGAAUCGCGGGUACCCUCUUCAAGAUUCGGACGUUUUGUCGAGUAUGGAGGGCUAGCGGCGUCGAUGGCGUUUGGAGCUGUCAGUGAAAGCAUUACCCGUUCAGGCGGUGCCCAAGGGUCAAUCAUGCUGAGUGCUGCGAACAUGGAACGCCUGGUUGCCAAAUUGUCCAAAAUGCGAGGCGCCGCCUUGAAACUAGGUCAAAUGAUGAGCUUCCAAGAUGCCAAAAUGCUGCCAAAGCCCAUCCAUGACGUGUUGCAACGUGUCCAAGACAGCGCAGACUACAUGCCAGCUUCACAGCGUGAUGCAGUGAUCGCCGCCAACCUUGGCCCAGACUGGCGUGACAUGUUCGAGCAAUUCGACGACCGUCCUAUGGCCGCCGCCUCGAUUGGCCAGGUUCAUGGAGCUGUCCUGAAAUCAGGAAAGCGAGUCGCGGUAAAAGUCCAGUACCCUGGUGUCGCCGAUUCGAUCUCGUCGGACCUCAACAAUCUGUCUUUGCUGCUUACUGCUUCUCGUCUGCUGCCCAAAGGGUUAUACCUCGACAAGACCAUAGCAAACGCUCGCACUGAACUUGCAUGGGAAUGCGACUACAUUCGUGAGGCGGAAGGGGCCAAACGUUUCAGCGAGCUGUUGGCAGAUGAUCAAGAGGCUUUCUCGGUCCCAGAAAUUGUGGAUCAAGCCUCAGGAAAGCAAGUGCUGACCAUGGAGAGGAUGGAAGGUACUGCCGUGACCAAAAUUCAGAACCUCACGCAGGAGCAGAAAGACUGGAUCGGUACCCAGAUUCUUCGACUAUGUCUGCGAGAGAUCACCGAGUUCAGAUACAUGCAGACCGACCCAAACUGGACGAAUUUCUUGUACAAUGCCAAAACGAAUAAACUGGAGUUGUUGGAUUUCGGCGCAUCUCGAGAAUAUCCGGCGCAUUUCAUCGACCUCUAUGUGAAAGUCCUCGAUGCUGCCGCAAGGAAAGACAGGAAUGCUUGCAAAGAUCUUUCCGUCCAGCUUGGAUAUCUCACUGGAUAUGAAUCCAAAGCCAUGCUGAAUGCACAUGUCGAUUCAGUCAUGACUCUGGCCGAACCUUUCAUGGACUCGGCUCCCGAGUUCUAUAAUUUCGAGAACCAGACGAUUACUGAUCGUGUGCGUGGUCUGAUACCAGUGAUGCUGAAAGAACGGCUUGCUCCACCGCCAGAGGAGACAUACAGUCUACAUCGCAAACUGAGUGGCGCAUUCCUCUUAUGUGCAAGACUGAGCAGCCGAGUCAAGUGCAAGGACAUGUUCCAACAAGCUCUCGUCAAAGCUGGCUUGCGGUGA